Molecule: messenger RNA, 5568 nt
Organism: Sorex araneus (European shrew)
Lineage: Eukaryota; Metazoa; Chordata; Mammalia; Eulipotyphla; Soricidae
Gene: PIAS1
Product: protein inhibitor of activated STAT 1
Exons: 14
Coding region: 62-2017 (651 amino acids)
Biological process (GO): protein sumoylation; regulation of transcription by RNA polymerase II
Molecular function (GO): transcription coregulator activity; SUMO ligase activity; zinc ion binding
Source: RefSeq, a predicted model, not a curated record
GGGGGCGGGGCCAGCGGCGGCCCCCGGCGAGGCCCACUGCGCCUGCGCUGACAGACGCAAGAUGGCGGACAGUGCGGAACUAAAGCAAAUGGUUAUGAGCCUUAGAGUUUCUGAACUCCAAGUACUGUUGGGCUACGCCGGGAGAAACAAGCACGGACGCAAACACGAACUUCUCACGAAAGCCCUGCACUUGCUAAAGGCCGGCUGCAGUCCUGCCGUGCAAAUGAAGAUUAAAGAACUCUAUAGGCGGCGGUUCCCCCAGAAAAUCAUGACACCUGCGGACUUGUCUAUCCCCAACGUCCAUACAAGUCCCAUGCCAGCAACUUUGUCUCCAUCUACCAUUCCACAACUCACUUAUGAUGGUCACCCUGCGUCGUCGCCCUUACUUCCUGUUUCUCUUCUGGGACCUAAACAUGAACUGGAACUUCCACAUCUUACAUCAGCGCUUCACCCAGUCCAUCCGGAUAUAAAACUUCAAAAAUUACCAUUUUAUGACUUACUGGAUGAACUGAUAAAACCCACCAGUCUAGCGUCAGACAGCAGCCAGCGCUUCCGGGAAACCUGUUUUGCGUUUGCGUUGACGCCGCAGCAAGUGCAGCAGAUCAGCAGCUCCAUGGAUAUAUCUGGGACCAAGUGUGACUUCACAGUGCAGGUCCAAUUAAGGUUUUGUUUAUCAGAAACCAGUUGUCCCCAAGAAGAUCACUUCCCACCCAACCUUUGCGUGAAAGUGAAUACAAAACCUUGCAGCCUUCCAGGUUACCUUCCACCUACUAAAAACGGUGUGGAGCCAAAGCGACCCAGCCGACCAAUAAACAUCACUUCCCUCGUCCGGUUGUCCACGACGGUACCAAACACCAUCGUUGUUUCUUGGACAGCAGAAAUUGGAAGAAACUAUUCCAUGGCAGUAUAUCUUGUAAAACAGUUGUCUUCAACAGUUCUUCUGCAGAGGUUACGAGCAAAGGGAAUAAGGAAUCCGGAUCAUUCUAGAGCUUUAAUUAAAGAGAAGUUGACUGCGGAUCCAGACAGUGAAAUAGCCACAACCAGCCUGAGGGUCUCUCUGCUCUGCCCGCUUGGUAAAAUGCGGCUGACAAUUCCAUGUCGGGCCCUUACCUGUUCUCAUCUGCAGUGUUUUGAUGCAACUCUUUAUAUUCAGAUGAAUGAGAAAAAACCAACGUGGGUUUGUCCUGUCUGUGACAAGAAGGCACCAUACGAACACCUCAUUAUUGAUGGAUUGUUCAUGGAAAUCCUAAAAUACUGUACAGAUUGUGAUGAAAUACAGUUUAAGGAAGAUGGCUCUUGGGCACCUAUGAGGUCAAAAAAGGAAGUGCAGGAAGUUUCUGCCUCUUACAAUGGAGUUGAUGGCUGUCUGAGCUCCACACUGGAGCAUCAGGUGACAUCUCACCACCAGUCCUCGAAUAAGAACAAGAAAGUCGAAGUGAUCGACCUCACCAUUGACAGUUCAUCUGAUGAAGAGGAGGAGGAGCCGUCUGCCAAGAGGACCUGUCCUUCUCUGUCGCCCACAUCACCGCUGAAUAAUAAGGGUAUAUUGAGUCUUCCACACCAGGCAUCUCCCGUGUCUCGCACGCCCAGCCUCCCUGCCGUGGACACGAGCUAUAUCAACACCUCCCUCAUCCAAGACUACAGGCACCCCUUCCACAUGACGCCCAUGCCUUACGACCUACAAGGAUUAGAUUUCUUUCCUUUCUUAUCAGGAGACAAUCAGCAUUACAACACCUCCCUUCUGGCCGCCGCCGCCGCCGCCGUCUCGGAUGACCAAGACCUCUUGCACUCGUCCCGCUUUUUCCCCUACGCGUCCUCCCAGAUGUUCCUCGAUCAGCUGAGCGCGGGAGGUGGCGCCUCACUGCCCGCCACCAACGGGAGCAGCAGCGGCAGCAACAGCAGCCUCGUGUCCUCCAACAGCCUGCGGGAGGGCCACAGCCACGCCGUGGCCGGCCGGAGCGGCAGCGACACAGCCUCCAUCUUCGGCAUCAUCCCGGACAUCAUCUCCUUGGACUGACCCCCGCCCCAGGAACAGGACUCGGCAGGAAGACGAGGACUCGCGCUGUGCUUGCCCUUGCUCUGGUAGAGAAGUACACAUGCGUGGUUUUUUCCUUUUUUUAGGGAAAAAAAUUAAAAGAAAUGUACAGAGAACAAAACUAUAUUUUCAGUUUUACUUUUGUAUAUAAAUCUAAGACUGCCUGUCUGAUAAAACACUUGUUUAAAAAAAAAAAAAGGAAAGAAAAGAAAAAAUGACAAAAACAAAUACCCACAAACCACCUUCAGUUCAUUUUUUCUGGAUUCUGAAGACUUUUUUUUUCAUCAUUUGUCCUAUGGUUUUGGUUUUAUUUUACUUCAAUGGCAUUAUUUUAUUUGCAAUAACAAAAAAAGGAAUUGCAUGUAUGAAGUUUUCAAUUGUGGGCUUUUCUUUGUUGUGGGGAGGGGGUGGGGAGAUAGCUUUAAUUUCCAUUUUCUAAAACUGAACAGACUUAGAUUCUGUUUGUGUGCAUAUUUUAUUCAGCCUUAAGUUAUGAAUCUCAUGUGCCCCACUGCAUUCCUCUGUACUUGCAGGACAUAGCUUGUGAGCGUGUGUGUUUUCCGUGUGCGUGUCUGUGUUUCUCUGUCCUUACUGUUUCUUCUCCCCCCCGAGUUUGCAUUCAGUUGAUAAAUCAGUUGCUUGCUUUUUUCAAAGUGCUUUGAAGCUCUUGAAUUCACCUAUGAGCAUCUUUUGGACUCUCACAAUUGCAUGUUCUCCAUCACGUACAUUCUCUCUUAUUUGCUAGGUUUCCCCCAAGAAUAUGUUUUAGACUGGAGUAAAGCUGUCUGGUAAGGAGUAGGCGUAGCAUCCCUGUGAAUAAUACACUUUAGCCUAGUUCUGUUUGGACUGCCAGUAUUACGUAUCGAAACCACGUCUGUGAAGACCUGCUUUUGUUGACCACAGGGUAAUAAGUUUCCAUAGGAGAUCUUUGUACCACAGUAGGAAGGAAGACUAGCUCGGAGGGCCCCAUAGGGCAUCUUGUGUAGCUGGCAGAGAUUACAUCACUUCCAGAAAGACAGUCAACUGUUGUAAAAUAAAUACUGUUUGGAAAGUUCAUCGUGCCAGACAUGGCAGUCUGUGGAAAGUUCCUGCUGAUCAAAGUUAAAAUGGUCUUGAUCCUUAGUCAUUUUUACUCUGAUUCUAAAUAUACUUUUUUUUUAGCCCAAAUUAUUAUUUUAUUAUUUUAUUGUUGUUUGUUUUUACCUUUCAAGACAAGCAUGAUGUAGGAAAUUUCUUGUUUGUUUGUUUUAAAUCCAUGGAUCUGUUUGAUUUAUUUCUGUUCGUAACGGAGCAUGUAAAUAUAUUGAAAACUGUUUUCCAGAAGAUAACUGAGGCUCACCGGGGAGGAAAAAUGGUUUUACACGUGUUCUACAGUCCUCGUUGGAGAAGGUCCGACCUUCUCCAGGUGAACCAUAAAGUGUGGAUAAGAACUUUUGGUUUCACUAGAGCAGGUUUGAUUAACAGAACAGAUAAAGAUGGGGUAUGAUGGUUACUGGUUCCCAGACUCGAGUGGGGUAUCUUACCUGUUUAUGUUCUCAGAGUUGAUGAUGGCUGACCUUUGUGUAUAAAAUUGCUUUUAUCCUCACAGUGGUAACACAAUGACCUACUUUCAGCCAGGAGGAAUUCAGGAUGGCUGUAUAUUCAGUUGUAUGAUAAAACUAAUCACUCACAUUUGUGUGGUAUCUAAAAGUAAUAUGUUUUUACAGCAUCUCUCUGCCACUAAAUUGUUGACUUGAAUCUUGAAAAAUAAGUUGGUGUUGAUAUGUAUAUGUGUGCGUGUAUAUACAUGUAUUUAUAGAGAAAUGUGUGUGAGUGGCAGUGAGCUACAUGGUCUUCCCUGCGUGCGUGUCCCCCACAGAGACGUGGCUCAGCACCAGUCACUAAUUUGCAAUAAAAGAAAUUUCAUUGUCGGUUAAAACAAAAAAUAGUUCAGUUUUUUAAUGAAUCGGUGUUAUAGUGAGUAAACACUGAAAAUUCUCAUUGCCAUAUUAACCCAAGCUAAUAUCUAAGAAAUAUCUUAAUCUGUGUCUAAAUUCAGAUUGAGAUAGAAAUUACCUAAAUCGUGGGGAGUUGCUUAUUUUAUAGUGUAAGAGAAAACAUUUCUAUUAACUACCUAAAGAUAAAAAGAAAUGGGUUUUUUCUCUUUUUUAUUUCUCUUUUUCGAUCAUUGUUGCUACUGGUCUCAGUUCUGAUCAAUAACUGUCUGAUUAUGAUGCUGAAUUACCAACUCUUUGAAUGAUCCAGUGGGAAACCCCUCCCUCUACUUCCUUGAGCACCCAGUGUUGGAAAGAGUUCCUUUUCCAGAGUGCCCUGCAGUCUAAGGGAAGAACAUGAAGGCAGAUGUCUGCCUGGCGCCUGUCCCCACAGAAGAAACUGACUGGUCAGUUGUCGUUUUGUGUCUGAGGCCGAGUUCUCUUGUUGGCUCUCCCAAAUGCUGCGUCAUUGGCAUACUUGCAUGGUCUCAGAAUUGUCAGUAGAGUGACACAGCGCGUCUUUCUCUUCCCAGUGAAAGUACACUGGUCACUCGUCUGGUCCCUUAGCCCACCCUCGGUCCCCUGCCCCUGCCAGCACUGAGAGCCUGACUAAGGACAAACAGCCGUUCUCAGAACUGCCAGCCCCUGACUGGUCUUUCCUAAUAGGCGUGGCAGAUGUUUGUGUUUCUGUACAGGCGUGUGUGCAUGUGUGUGUCAUGUGUGCAUGGAUGUGUGUCGAUAUGCACACAGUGUCGGUAGCAUAGCUUUGACUAACGGGGUUGGAGUUUCUUUCCAUCGGUGGGCAAUAUUCCACACAUCUAUUUUAAAAUAAUAUGAACCUUUCCCGAGCCACUCUGACUGGGCUCGCCUGCAAUGCACAUUCAGCCUUUUUUGCUUCUGUUCUUGUAGACUUUCUCACAAUUCAAUAUUAGUACCGACUUAGAAAAGGUUCACGUAAGCUUCUGAAAUGUGGUUUCUUGGCAGUUUCUUUAGAGUCAGAUGUCAGAAAGUGAAUGAAGAUAUACCCCAAUUUUUAAAUAAUAAUUGUGGAAAAAGCCUUUUUAAAAAAGUUCCAAUUUUAAAUGCACAAAAAUACUUCAAGAGCUUCAGGACAUUAAAGCACAUUUGGAAUUAUUUUAGUAAGAAUUUUAUUUUAUCUAUACAUGUUGAAUUCUGUAGUUGUUCUUUUUCUUUAAUUAAAACACACACACAGCUUAGAUUUCAGAGAGAGCAGGAGGAUAGCUGGUGGCCCCGGAGCGUGCUGCUGUAACUGUUUCAUUAACAGCGGGGGAAAUGUAUAUAAACAGAUAAGAUUUACCAUAAAUUCCAUGAACUUAAAUCUGUGAUUCAUUGCCUUAAAACUUUCUCUUAGGAUUUCCAUACCGCAUGCCAAACCAGUAAAUGGCUUUUAAAAAUGUAUAGUAGACCAAUGUCAGUUUGUAUAAAAGUACCAAGUGAAAAUAUUUAUUACAUGCAUUGGAAAAAAAAUUGUUUACUUAUUGAAUGUUACCUGUUUAUGUAGAGCUCUUUAGAUGUAAUAAAAGAAAAGCCUUCAGUUAA